Parathielavia appendiculata is the source of this 3168-nucleotide messenger RNA. RefSeq lists its product as uncharacterized. The transcript has 2 exons. Gene Ontology annotation, molecular function: metal ion binding. NCBI's taxonomy places the organism in Eukaryota, Fungi, Ascomycota, Sordariomycetes, Sordariales, Chaetomiaceae. The record is from RefSeq and is a predicted model, not a curated record. Bases 1 to 3168 code for a protein of 1055 amino acids.
AUGACCGCCCACCAGAAACCGCGGUUCCGCAAGGUCCAGAGCUUCCGCACCGACUAUGCCCCAACCACCAUCACCCAGUACGAGUCGGAGAGAAGCGGCAUGCAGGUCAUCGUGGCCGACCGCAAGGGUCCCAAGGUCUACGGUUACUUCACCCUAGCCACCGAGAUCUUCGACGACUCCGGUGCUCCUCACACCCUGGAGCAUCUGGUUUUCAUGGGUUCCAAAAGCUACCGGUACAAGGGGCUUCUCGACAAGCUGGCCGGCCGGGCGUAUUCAAACACCAACGCGUGGACUGCCGUCGAUCACACUGCCUACACGCUGGAGACCGCCGGCUGGGAUGGCUUCGCCCAGAUCCUGCCCGUCUAUCUCGAGCACGUUGUCCUCCCCAUCCUCACUGACGAUGCCUGUCUGACCGAGGUCCACCACAUCGACGGCGAGGGCAACGAUGCCGGCGUCGUCUACUCUGAGAUGCAGGCCCUUCAGUAUAGCAGCAAUGAGCUCAUGGACCUCCGCGCUCGCCGACUGCUCUAUCCGGAGAACGUUGGCUUCCGAUAUGAGACUGGUGGUAUGAUGGAAGCACUCCGAGUCUUGACCCCGCAGAAGAUUAGAGAGUUUCACAAGGCCAUGUAUCAGCCCCAGAACUUGGCCAUCAUCAUCAUUGGCGAGGCCGAACACGAGGGCCUUCUGAGACUCCUCGAUAACUUCGAAGAGAGCAUCAAGGACGAUGUUCCGCCCCCCAACCCCAACUUCAAACGCCCAUUCGUCGACUCCGCCCAGCCGCCGCCCCUGGAGAAGACCAUCGUCGAGACGGUCGAGUUUCCCGAAGAAGACGAGUCAACGGGCGAAAUCGUGGUGGCCUUCUUUGGCCCCAGCUGCAUCGACCAAAUCCAAGCGACCGCUGUGAAUAUCAUCAUGACAUACCUUUGCGGAUCAUCUGUCUCAGUCAUUGAAAAUGUCAUGGUCGAGAAGGAGCAGCUGGCGAGCUCUGUCUCGUACUGGUGGGACAGCAGGCCCAACUCGGUCAUCUGGUUUCAGCCCACGGGUGUUGCCACCGAGAAGCUGGCAUUCGUUGAACAGCGUCUCAUAUCUCUUCUCAAGGAGGUCGCGUCGAAGCCUCUCGACAUGGAUUACGUGAAGGAGUGUAUACAACGAGAGAGGCGCCAAGUGAAGCUCCAAUCCGAAAGCUCUGAGGGGUUCUAUGCCAACAACAUUAUCACCGACUAUCUCUUUGGGAAGCGAGACGGCACUACGCUGAGAGACCUUGAGACACUGCAGGAGUACGACGUCCUGGAGGGCUGGAACGAAGAGCAGUGGAGGGAAUUUCUGAAGAAAUGGAUCUCGGAUGCCCACCACAUAUCCAUUCUGGGAAAGCCAUCAAUGGAACUUGCUAACACCCUCAAGGCGAAUGAGGAGGCGCGUGUGGCCAAGCGGAGGGAGGAACUUGGAAAGGAAGGCCUUGAGCGACUGAGGGAGAGGCUGGAGAAUGCGAAGAAGAACAAUGACAAGCCGAUUCCGCCCGAAGUGCUGGAUCAGUGGCCCGUCCCUGGCACGUCUUCUAUUCACUUCAUCGAGUCGGCCACCGCAAGGUCUGGCAAGGCACGGAGCCUGGGCGUCCAGGACAACUCCGCACAGAAAAUCAUCGACGCCGCACCCAAGGGUAUGCCCCUUUUUCUGCAGUUCGAGGAUGUCCCCACCGGUUUCGUCCAUCUCACUGUUCACGUGGGCAUGUCGCAGACUCCCGUGAAGUACAAGCCGCUGUUACCCAUCUUCGCCGAAAUCUUCUUCAACUCCCCGGUGACGAGGGACGGCCAACGCCUUGAGUUUGAGGAGGUGGUCAAGCAGCUCGAAAAGGACACCAUCAGCUAUCACAUCAGCUCUUCAUCUCGGCUGGGAGAUUAUGAAGGCGUGGCCAUCCAGUUCCAGGUUGACCGCGACAAGUACUCCACUAUCGUCAGCUGGCUGCGUACUCUGAUGUUCGACAUCAUCUUCGAUCCCGUCCGGAUCAAGGCUGCCACCGUCAAGGCGCUUGCAGAUAUCCCCGAGGCGAAGCGGGAUGGACGUGCCAUGGCGCAAGAGGUCGACAUGGCUAUACAUUUCAAACCUGAAUCUUACCUCGCGGCUAAGCGGACCCUGGUCAAGGCCGUCUAUCUGCGCCGUCUCAAGAAGCUUUUGGAGAAGGAUCCUGAUACCGUGCUCUCAUGGUUCGAGGAACUCAGCAAGAGCCUCUUCACAUUUGACAACAUGCGUGUGCUUGUGACGGCAGAUGUUGGCAAGCUUGACAACCCCGUGGCCGCGUGGGAUACCCUCACCAAGACCCCAGGCCUCGACCCAUCCAAGGACGUCCUGCCCAUCACCAAGCUUUCCUCGAUGCUGAAUCCCGAGGGCCAGUCUCCCGGCUCUUUCGGCAGCGUCGUCAUUCCCAUGACAACCCUCGACAGCUCCUAUAGCGUGAGCACCGCCGCCGGUCUCAAAUCCUACUCGGACCCACGCCUGCCGGCAUACCUGGUUGCACUCGGCUACCUCGAGGCGGUCGAGGGCCCCCUCUGGAACGCCGUCCGUGGCAACGGCCUCGCCUACGGCGUGUCCUUCUCGCGCGAAGUCGACGGCGGUUACAUCCAAUUUCGGGUCUACCGCUCGCCCGACGCCAGCAAGGCCAUCGAGGCCAGCCGCGCCACGGUCGCUAAGCUCGCCUCGGGUGAGGUGCCCCUGGACAGGCACCUGGUCGAGGUCGCUGUCAGCGGCGUCGUGUUUGCUGCCGCCGACGAGCAGGCGACCAUGUCGGCGGCGGCGCAGCAGAACUAUGUCAUUGGCGUGGUGCGCGGAUUGGAGCCCGGGUGGAAUCGCAAGAUACUCGCGCGCGUCAGGGAGGUGACUGAGGAUGAGGUUCGCGCCGUCAUGAGCGAGGUCAUCUUGCCUGUGUUUGAGCCGGGGAAGAGCAAUGUGGUUGUGACGUGCGCGCCGAUUAUGGAGGAGAACAUUGUCAAGACACUUGCUGCUGCGGGAUACAAGACCCAGGUCCAGACGCUGUCGCAUUUCUCGGACGACUAUGGGUUGAAGGCGGACGAGGAGGACGGUGAAGAAGAGGAGGACGAUGACGAGGAAGAUGAUGAGGAGGAGGAGGAGGAUGAUGAGUCGGGCAUGCAUGACUCUGAUGAGGAUAUGGACUGA